Molecule: messenger RNA, 2462 nt
Organism: Brassica rapa (field mustard)
Lineage: Eukaryota; Viridiplantae; Streptophyta; Magnoliopsida; Brassicales; Brassicaceae
Product: VAN3-binding protein
Biological process (GO): phloem or xylem histogenesis; auxin-activated signaling pathway; leaf vascular tissue pattern formation
Source: RefSeq, a predicted model, not a curated record
AAUCCAAACCAGUCAAAUAAUGAUAAUUUAAAUUUUCAACAAGAACAAACUCAUAACCAACAAAAGUAGACGUUGGGCUCCAAAGAUUAUCAUUAGAUUACCACCUACAUCUCCUAAUCCGAAGUUUAGAUCAUGUAAUUUCACCAUCACUUGGAGAACAUAUCGCUCCUAAUAUGACUUUAACAUGUGACUUCUGAAAUUCCUAUUUAGUCAUUUAUAGUUUUAAUCGGUAGACCAACUUUUUUUUUUCUUGAGAAACAUCUCUAGACCAAAACAAUUUAUCCUCAUUAAUCUUGUUGGUUGAAUAGCAAUACUGUUUUAGCAAAACAAUUUAUCCUCACUAAUCUUGGAAGAAACAUGAACAUAUCUAUACCAUUCAUCGUCAUUUUUUUUUUUUGAACAAACCAUUCAUCGUCAUUUUAGUUUCGAAAUAGACAUUGUUUUUGUAGAACCAUGCAGUGGACUACUGAUUCUUUUUGUUACGUGAUUUAUCUAUAGAUAUUUAAAGGCUAAUAUAUAUAUAUAUAACAAAAAAUUCACAACAGUCGAUGGAUAUUUGAACCAUCUAUAACACGAUCGAACUCGUGGGGGAGUAUCUUUAUAGUAAAAGCGAAAAGUGUUUUAUGGUUCCGUGUGAUGACAAUUAUAUAGCAGAAAGAAACUGGUCGGUACAGUCGCAAACUCUGUUAAAAGUUGUCCGGUCAAAUCUUCUUUGGACCCAAAAAGACACGACACAAAGAGCAGCUUACGGCUCUUAAAACAAUGCACAUGUCUCCAUGUUAUCCUACUCGCUGUCUUAAUUAUUUCAUUUACAUUCUCUAAUCUACAUUUUGUACCCGUUUGAUGGGACAUUCCCUGAAUCUAUGGACUGCGCUCAAAGCACAACUACUUGGUUCUGUGAACCCUCUGUCUACACCUCUCUCUCUCUCAUCACCUAUAUAAGUAACCUGGAGCUUCAUUGAUGUACAUAUAGUAUUUUCUGACUGAGUUUGAACAUUAUCUCUAAAACUUCUACAAUCAUUUUGUUUUUUUUGUUUUGCAAAUUUGAGGAGAAAAUGGAAGGAAGGUCCUAUUUAGAUUGGAAUGAGAGUUCUUCAUCGUUAUUUGGAUCAGAGAAUCUGGAGGAAGAGUUAGAAGUGGUAACUGUGAGAGCUGAAGAGGUUUUCUCUCGGAUUCCUCAACCUCAGACACCAAGGGAGUCAAUGAAGUUUCUGUCCAGAUCAUGGAGUCUGUCCGCUUCUGAAAUCUCCAAAGCUCUAGCUCACAAACAGAGUCAACAUCAGAGUCUGUCUACUGUUUCCUAUAACAGUCCUAAUGUCUUCUUCCAAGAUCCUGCUGCAAAUCCACUCAUGGCAGGGAAGAUCAUGAACUCAAGUGGCAAACGCAAAUCAGGGAGGUUAUCAAAGUGGUUUCACCAAAAGCAACACACCAACCCAAACACCAUGAGGAAUCCGAAGAGGAAAGACAAAGCGCGUGUGGAGAGAGCCCAUGUGCAUUCAGCUGUGUCCAUUGCAGCUCUGGCAGCUGGGUUAGCGUCAGUGACAUCAGAGAAAAGCUGCAGUAAAGAGUCAGGCUCCAUGAUGACGCUGGCUCUAGCCUCAGCUACCGAGCUACUAGCUUCGCAUUGCAUUGAGAUGGCUGAGCAAGCAGGUGCUGAUCGUGAAUGUGUUGCUGCCACGGUUAGGUCUUCAAUUGAUAUACACAAACCUAGUGAUCUCACCACUCUCACAGCCGCAGCUGCAACUGCUUUGAGAGGAGAAGCGGCUUUGAAGGCGAGGCAGCCAAAGGAAGCAAGGAAGAACGCGACUAUUACACCUUGUGAGAGGAGCUUCUCUGACUCUAGCUGGACUGCAAAUUUUCAGUUUAGAUUUGAUGAACCAAAUCUUCCUUUAGAGGGGGAUUUGGUACAGUGUGCACAAAACGGAGCACAUCGACUUAAGCGAGUUUGUGUCUAUAUCAACAACAAGUCUCAGGUAAUGAUCAAACUCAAAAGCAAACACAUCGGAGGAACAUUCUCCAAAAAGAUCAAAUGCGUUGUUUAUGGAGUCUGCGACGAGAUAUCUGCAUGGCCUUACAGUAAAGAUAGAGAAAACUCAGAAGAUGUCUACUUUGGUCUUAAAACUGGACAGGGUCUUUUGGAGUUCAAGUGCAAGAGUAAGACUCAAAAGCAGAGAUGGGUUGCUGGGAUUCAGUCUACUCUCCGCCAAGUAACUUGUCUCGAGGCUGACAAAUGCUCUCUCGAAUCUUUGAGCCUCAGUGAUCGUAUGCGAUAGAGAAUCCUGUAAAUAACUUGUUCACAUUAACUGCAAGUGAAUCAGAAAUCUUCAAGAGAAUUGUUAUAACUUUCUUUUGAGUUAUUCAUACAACAAAUAGUCUUUGCUUGUUCUAUUAGAAUACAACAGUCUUGUUUGCUCCAUAAGGUAACACACGUAGUUCGCAGUAUGACUUUAUAGCUUUUGUUA